CGGCAUUCUGCGAUAUUUUGUUUUUUUCUUCCUUCCUUUUCUACCUACCAUCUACAUCUUUCAAUUUCUUACUUUUUUUUAAUUGUGACGGAAGGGAAAAGGAAUUAGAAGGAGAGAAAAGAUAGGAUGUCGACGUCUCGUAUCUUUAGUUCAGUUGCACGUACUGUCGCUCGACGGACUGCUGUACCCGCUGCGCAUAGGCAUACGCUGAUGCGCUCAGUUGCCCGAAGGUAUGCGAGUUCCGGACAUGGAGGCAGUGCGGGAGCUGAGAAGACGAGUGAUUUGCCUUGGCUCAUCGGUUCCGUCGGCAUCACCGUACCCGCUGUAGCAUGGCUCCUCGCAUCUGGCCCUUCUAAGAAACCAGCACACGAUGACCACCACGGCGCACCAGUGCCGGACGAAGAAAAAGCACCCGCAGUAGAAUCCGGCGCAGAUGAUUCGUCCUCGGACAGCUCCUCAGACUCAGACUCCGGCACCGACACCCCAUCAUCAUCCGACAACGAAUCCGACAGUGAAUCCCCAAACCCGCCCACAAACCAACUCCCCACCUCCGGCAACCCAAAAGCAACCCACAGCUCCUCACAAACCGGCCGCGAGACCCCUCCCCCCUCAUCUGAUAACACGGACAUGGCGACCAAUUACGAAGAAAAGAAGCAAGCACAGGAAGAGUACAAAGACAUGAUCAGGAAGAAAGAUACCAAGGUCGCUACUAGCUCGAGCGAUGUCCCGAGUAAAAAAGGGUCGACGGAGCAUCCACGGGAGGAUCCGCUGAAGGGUGAGGGUGAGGGGGUUAAGAAGGGUGGGCCUGAGUGAUGUCCUAUUGCUCUUGGGUCAUUUGCGUUUUGGUGUUUUCUUCUGUGUGUUUUUAUGGGAGUUGAUGGUGAAGGUAGGGAGGGGGAGGAGUUUGUGUAUGAAGAGGAAAACGAGACGAGAAUGAGAAUGGGGUUUCUACUAUCUAAUACACGCACGCAUGAGUUAGAGAAAAUGAAACGAU
Messenger RNA from Hypoxylon trugodes, 994 nucleotides. RefSeq lists its product as uncharacterized. Bases 127 to 813 code for a protein of 228 amino acids. Lineage: Eukaryota; Fungi; Ascomycota; Sordariomycetes; Xylariales; Hypoxylaceae. The transcript is spliced from 2 exons. The record is from RefSeq and is a predicted model, not a curated record.